UUGGGGGUACUGAACGUGAGGUAGAUCCCGGGGACAGGAGCACGGAGUAAUCCAGGGGUCAGUGAACCCGGACUGAUCACAGACAGCGGGGCUGAAGGCACGGAGACAGAGAGGUCCCGGGAAGUGAUAAGCCGGGAUCCGAAACCCCGGUGGGGACCCGGGUCCCAGAUCGCCGGAGAGGAGAGGCCGACCACCAAUAUCUAGAGCCCCGGCACAAGGCAAGCGGGUGAGUGCGGCUGCUGACGCCCCUUAGCCCCUGGAGUCGGGAUCGGGACCCGGGUGCCGGAGUGCUGGAGGAGACUCUGUCCGCUCUGGUGGCCAGACCCUCAGACAUGAAGUGCAAGUGGCUCGUCGCCCAGCAGGUUUGCCCCAGCAGCGGAGGAGACAGCAGUCUGCAGAACAGAAGCGAUACCGCGGUAGCUGCGUGCCAAAAGGACGUCAGCCCCCCGCGCUGCUCCGCCUGUCUGCAGCGUGGCAGUGGGACAUGCUCUCCGGGGUGUGUAGCCCAGACACCGCUGAGCCCAGCCCAGGGAAGAGACUCCUUGUCCGGGGACAGUGGCUACUCCUCCCUGCUGAGCGUCUCCUCUCUGGCCGGCGAGGAGGACGGCAGCCUGACACCUAAGGGUGGUCUGGGAGCAGAGCGACACCGGGACCGGAGUCUGGGGGCCGAGGAGGAGGCCGCGCCCUGGAGUGGUGCUCAGGAGCCCAGUGGGGAGGUGCCGACACCUCGCCAGUGGCACCUGCUGCCCGCCCUACAGGUGGUGAGGGCAGCGUGCCAAAAUGUGAGGCAGGCCAAGGGUCUUCAUCCUGGCGGCUGCUCCCCGGCUCGCGGCCAGGUCUUUCCUAUUGACCGCCUCAUCGGCCGGAAGAUGGGCCUACAGCACGUGGACAUCUGGGCCGAGCUGUGGGAGAGGGGCGUCCCAGACAUCCUGAGACGAAUCCUGCGUUUUCUGUCCCCGGCUGACCUACUCUGCUGCGUCAAGGUGUGCAAGAUGUGGAAGAGAAUCAUCUGUAGUGACAGAAGAGCAAACCAGACCCUCAAGAAGGCUUCUCGUUUACAAAAAAUGGAAGCCUCCAAACGCGAGAACGUAGCGUCACGCGGCACUCUCGUGUCCAUCCAGCACCAGAGCGGGGAUAGGGUUGUGCCUAAGUUGCGGCCCACUCGUCAGCCCAAGGUUGGCGGUGACUCCCAGAAAAGUAUCCGGCACCAGCAGGUGGUGAAGACUUUGAGGCAGGACGAGGUGCUGAAGAUGUGCCCACUCUGUUCGUCUCCCGCCAGGUUCCUGCACUACCAGGAGCGGGCAGUGUGCACCAGUGUUUUCUGUGCCUACGACUACUGUUCCCUCUGCCUGAGUUCCUUCCACGGCUCCAAGUCCUGCAUCCGGCACAGUUUCCACAGCGGCUCGCGGGCACAGGCAGCUGCGGGAAGCAGGCGGAGCAAACAAAACCUGCGGAGACUCUGACCACCGCCGUGUGCGAGGCGUGGUAGCGUGUUGGUCACUCAACUGAUCUCAGUAUAAUUACUUGCAUAUAAAUGUAUAUUUUUGUUUAGUAGAAUCCGGAAGGAUAAUGCAAAAAAAGUUAAACAAAUUUUAUGGGAAAUGUGAAGUUUUAAGAAGUCUGUGCACAAUGUUUAAAAAUUAAUAUAUGAAUUACAAAAAGGUUCUGAAUGCAGAAAGAAAUGGUCUUAGGCAUUCUUGUGUCCAUAGUUGAAGCUGCAAUAUAUUUUACUAUUGAGAUACGGUGCAUUUAUUUAUAAUAGGUGUUCAUUUUACGCGGAACCAGAAUAUAUAUAUUUAGUGUCCUUUUAUUGUUUUCUCAUUGUCCUUAAAUGUAAAUUAUUUCUUAGUCGUCUUGUUUUUGUAUAUUGUUCAAUAAAUGCAUAAUC
Mobula hypostoma (lesser devil ray) is the source of this 1888-nucleotide messenger RNA. RefSeq names its product F-box protein 5 (gene fbxo5). NCBI's taxonomy places the organism in Eukaryota, Metazoa, Chordata, Chondrichthyes, Myliobatiformes, Myliobatidae. The record is from RefSeq and is a predicted model, not a curated record. Gene Ontology annotation, biological process: regulation of mitotic nuclear division; negative regulation of meiotic nuclear division. The transcript is spliced from 5 exons. Gene Ontology annotation, molecular function: protein binding. Gene Ontology annotation, cellular component: nucleus. The coding region runs from base 333 to 1463 and encodes 376 amino acids.